Messenger RNA from Coniophora puteana RWD-64-598 SS2, 1710 nucleotides. RefSeq names its product HET-R. Lineage: Eukaryota; Fungi; Basidiomycota; Agaricomycetes; Boletales; Coniophoraceae. Gene Ontology annotation, molecular function: protein binding; RNA binding. The transcript is spliced from 2 exons. Gene Ontology annotation, cellular component: catalytic step 2 spliceosome. The record is from RefSeq and is a predicted model, not a curated record. The coding region runs from base 1 to 1710 and encodes 569 amino acids.
AUGGAGGACACUGUCUUCGAACCAUUCAAGCAUACUGACCGCAUCCUCACACUCGCAUACUCACCCGACGGUGCAUUUAUAGCUACAGGUUCAAUGGACAAGGCGGUACGAAUAUGGGAGACAAGGACAGGUCGUCAAGCAGGGAAGCCAUUGGAAGGGCACGCGGAAGGGAUUUAUGCGGUCUGCUACUCGCCUGAUGGACGCCGUCUGGUUAGCGGCAGCUACGGGACUCUUCACAUAUGGGACAUCAACACCCGUCAGAUGGUGCUGGGGCCGCUCGAGGGCCACAUGGGCUCUAUUGACGCAGUGCAAUACUCUCCGGACGGCACAAUCAUUGCCAGCGCUAGUUACGACCGCCUUCUCAAACUUUGGAAUGCCCAUACAGGGGACUGCAUCGCCACAAUACAGCAUGCCAAACGCAUGAAUUCCAUCUCGUUCUCACCCAAUGGCAGCUAUAUUGCGACCGGCUGUCACGAUCAGCUUGUUCGCAUCUAUGACGUACAUGAACAUGAGCUUGUUCGCGAGCUUGCUGGACAUCGAGGCCCUGUUCAAUGCGUUCAGUACUCUCCACAUGGCUCCCUCAUUGCUAGCUCUUCAGAGGAUUAUACAAUCCGGCUUUGGGAUGCCUCGACAGGAGACCUCGUCAAAGGCCCCCUUCGUGGGCAUAAGCACUUUGUUUCUAGUGUAUCUUUUACUUGCGACGGUCAUCGGUUGAUUAGCUCUUCUAGCGAUGAAAGCAUUCGAGUUUGGGACAUCAACUCGGGUCAUUGUGUCUUUGGACCGCUGUACGGACACGGGGAGCCAGUCCAUGCAAUCUCCUGUUCGCCAGAUCAAGAACACUUUGCAUCCUGCAGCUCCGGACGCGACUCUGCCAUUAGGAUGUGGGAUGCUACCACAGGCCAGGAAUCCGCUGACCCUCUUGUGGGACAUGAUGGGGCUGUAUUGGGGAUAGAUAUCUCAGAGGACAAGCAUCUCUUGGCUAGCGCGGCACAUGCCGGUCUAGUUUUCAUCUGGGACCUCAAAUCCCAUGAUCUUGCCUUGCCUCCUCUUUCUGGUCACAAAGGCCCCGUGUUCGAUGUCAAGUUCAUUCUCAAGGGCACACGCCUUGCCAGCGGGGGGCGAGAUGGAAGUAUCCGUGUCUGGGAUGUGCACUCUGGUACCUCUCUGCAUGUUAUCGAAGCACACGGUGACCACAUUCGGGCACUUAGCAUUUCUUCUGACGGAUCUCGAAUGGCAAGCGGGUCGGGCGACGGGACUGUCAGAAUAUGGGAUGUGCGCUCGUUUGAACCUCUGGGAGAGCCUCUUGAACACGAGGGCCAAGUAACAUCGGUGUGUUUCUCGCCCGAUGGUUCAAGACUGCUCAGUGGAUGCGGGAGUGGCAAAGUACGUGUCUGGGAUGUAUUGCGAGAAGAGGAGACCACGGGCAUCGAUCACAACAACUUCGUCAACUGCGUGCAAUUCUCGACGGAUGGAUCUAUGCUUGUUAUCUCGUCCGACAGAGCUGUUUGCCUCUGGGAGACCAAAACAGGGAACCAGCUUCGGUGUUUCCAACAUUCGUCGGAAGUACUUGCAGCAGCAAUUUCGCCAAACGGGGAGCUUGUCCUGUCGGGAGGACGUGGUGGUGAUAUCCGCUUAUGGGACGUGAAGACUGGACGGCUUAUUCUGCUGAAGGUCAGUGCUGACACGUUCUUUGUAUGGACCACGCAUUAG